CGGGCGUGUUGCCUAUUUCCUCGUAGCAGUGACAACAUUUCCUGGCUUUCUAAAGAGCUUGCAGACUGUAAACUGCUUCCGUAGAACCACUGGGACCGUAUAAGCUGACAGGGUAGAGAAACCUCAGGACUUAAAACUUCCUAUUUGGAUUUUUGGCUUUACCUAGCUUAGGUGAGUGAGACGGCGCUACGUGAGCGAGAAGGAGACCAGACAACAUCACUGACCCUGUUGCUGCGUCAUUGAGCUUGAAAAGUUGGGAGAGUAAAUUACACAAUGACCGCGAAGGCAGCCUGUCGCAGUCUGAUCAUCUUUCUGAUGUGUCUCCUCAGUGUUGUAAAGAUCAGAGCUCAGUGUGAGAAACCCAGUACACUGGAAAACAGAGUUUUGACUCCUGAAUCAAUCAAACCGACUUACCCAGAUGGAGACACUGCAACGUUCCAGUGUUCAGUUGGUUAUAAGCCUGCAGAUCCAAAAGCUUCCAAAACUAUUAUUUGCUCUGGAAACAAGUGGGACUACAAUACGCUGAAACUUCAGUGCACAAAAAAAAGUUGUAGACCUCUUCCAGACUUUGCCAAUGGGAGAUAUACUUAUUCUCCAGAAGGAGAUGAAGGAGUUUUAUUUGGUGCGACAGCCACAGCACAGUGUAAUGAAGGCUAUAUGCUUCUUCGAUACACAGCUAGACGUUGUCUAGAUGCUGGUUGGGAUGGGAGAGAGCCUGUCUGUGAAGUGAUCAAGUGUCCUUCACCUCCUGAGAUAACGAAUGGACAGCCUGAGGAGCCACUAGAAGAAUAUGAUUAUGGACAGGCGGUCACAUACGUUUGUAAUGCAGGUUAUACUCUUUUUGGAGCAUCAACAGUAUCGUGCUCUAACAGUGGAACCUUUGAGCCUUCUCCUCCUGAAUGUAUAAAGGUGUCCUGUGAUUCACCCUCCGUUCCAAAUGGCAAAAGAAUGAGAGGAAUUCCACCCUUUGGAUAUAGAAGCACUGUAGAGUUUGCUUGUGAUUCUGGCUUUAAGAUGGUGGGAUCUGGUUCCCUGGUGUGUGACAGAAAUGGAUGGAAUCCACCUCCUCCAACCUGCAGUGAAGAGAUGGUGUCCUGUGAUUCACCCUCCGUUCCAAAUGGCAAAAGAAUUAAAGGAACACCACCCUUUGGAUAUAGAAGCACUGUAGAGUUUGCUUGUGAUUCUGGCUUUAAGAUGGUGGGAUCUGGUUCCCUGGUGUGUGACAGAAAUGGAUGGAAUCCACCUCCUCCAACCUGCAGUGAAGAGAUACAAGAAGUCUCAACAACAACAAGUACAACAACUACAGCAACACCACCUACUAGACCCACAAGUCCAGCUCCUAAAGAUAAGAAAGAAGAUGAUAAUCCAUCACCCAACAACGCCGGGAAAAUCAUAGGUGGGGUGAUAGGAGCACUUGGAGUACUUGGAAUUAUUGUUGGGUUGUAUUACUACAAAAAGCGAUCCUCUACACGUGGUUACUCUGGAAAUGUGGCUAAAAAUGAAGAGGGUGCGUUAUAGCAUGCCCGCAAUCCUGAUCUGUGGAUCAUACUCUGCCUCAUUCCAAGCCUUAGCGUCCUCCUGCUUUCAUAAGUUCGAGGAAUGCCUUACAUGAAUGAUGUGGAUUUACUCUUCGGCUGCUCCACGGAUGCUCGCAAGCUCAGCAGGACAACUUCUCUAGUUUAUUCAUGAUCGUUAGUGUCCGUUUUCUGCGAUACAGAUUAAACAUAAAUGUGCACUUUGCUCUAGAUUGUUAUGUUUAAUCUGUCUCUCAGAAAUUAGCCUUUUUGUCCAUACUGAUCUGAACUGGAUUCGAGUUUAUGAAGAAGAGGUGAGAGUGCUUUCAAAGCGGUAUCACCUGAAUUAUUUGUGCUUAACCCCUACAGUAAUUCCUCUCCUGCAGAUUUGAUCAAAGAAAAGUCACAGCUGAUUUUGGCCUAGAUUGUCACAUUUUUUUUCCAUGUUAAAACCUGAUGUUGGGGAUUAAGUUGCAUCUCUUGCACUGAGUUUUGUAAAAUAACAAUGUAAGAAUGUGCGUUCAGAGAUGAAAAGGAUUUUAUGUAUUCUGUUUAUAUUUAUUAUUUGUAAAACAUUGGAAACAGAUCAAUCUUAAGAAAAGAGUGGGUAUUUUUCAGUCUUCAUAAAGUAAAUCACUAUGGUUUAAAGUGGAUUUCCACCAUUUUUUUCCCCAAAGUUUCUGUAAAAUUCAGGCUUUGUCUUGAAACAAUGGUAAAGACAUCAGACAGUGUGUUUAUAACCAUUUCAUAUAAUACCUUUAGCAUCAAAAGCUUUAAACAUCUGGCUCCUGUCACCACCACUGUGAACAGUCCUGUCUCUGUAGAACUAUCGGUGAAAUAUUGGUGGAUAUCCCGUUUAAUCCCGCAAGAAUUGACUGUCACUCCUGUCCUUUUUAGUGGCGACCUUCUAUGCGCAAUCAACUACUACUGGAUUCUGUCGUGCUUGUGGUUCUCUUGAUUUUUUUUGUACAGAUAAAGCUAUACUCAGACAGGCGCAUAGCCUUUUGCAAUAGAUUCUGCAUGUAUCCAAGUUUAGAUUUAACCAAAAAAAAAAAAAAUUAUGUUCAUUGUGCCAGUCUUACUUACGUUUGAGAAAUUAAAUUUGCCACAGGCUUGUUCUGUAAAACAGUCUUACCUGUAUACCCUAAUGUCUUGAAUGAGUUAGUGAUCUGAAACUGUGCUUUAAAAGUAGGAUAAACUCUCUUGGAGUGCUUUCAGGAAUGAAACGUGGUUCUCUGUGCUCUACAUUAGUGAAGGUUCCACAGAGUAGUUCAGUUUCUGUUCAGAUUUCACUUGUGCCUUUGAUUUCACAUGUGAAAACACCCUCACUGUUUCCUGUAUUAGAUGCAGUUUUUGUGAUGUAUAAGUUUAAAGUGUUAACUUUAUGUUCAGUUUGCAGCUGCACUGCCUGUAUUAUCAUAUAGCCUUGAAGGUAUUAUUAUGAUUAUUAUUAUUAUUAUGAUUGAUAUUGUUUUUAAGCUAAAUAUCACUGCUGAAUAAAUUCAUAGAAUAAGAAGUCAAA
Molecule: messenger RNA, 3036 nt
Organism: Colossoma macropomum (tambaqui)
Lineage: Eukaryota; Metazoa; Chordata; Actinopteri; Characiformes; Serrasalmidae
Product: membrane cofactor protein-like
Exons: 14
Coding region: 274-1518 (414 amino acids)
Source: RefSeq, a predicted model, not a curated record